Messenger RNA from Schistosoma margrebowiei, 1034 nucleotides. The record is from the annotation of a GenBank genome assembly. NCBI's taxonomy places the organism in Eukaryota, Metazoa, Platyhelminthes, Trematoda, Strigeidida, Schistosomatidae.
CACAGAUUGAGUGAACUUGUGAUAGCUUCAAACUUAGCAGUACUCAUUUAAAAGACUGUGAUUUAAGAAUAUUUUGCCAUGUAUGAUAAUACAUAUCAACUUGGAUUUGCUUUCCUCUUAACUGGUUUGCUAGGCUUGUGGUUACACACCAAGAACAUUUCACGGUUAACGAAGAUAAGUUCUAUUUUGCCCGAUGGUUUGAAAACGUUUCAUUAUCAUUUGGUUGCGGCUUGUUUGGGUAGCCUUGCAAUGACACCUUUUAGGGUAAUCGGUAUUUAUCAAAAAGGAUGGCCUUUUGGUCAUUUUGGCUGUCAGUCAUAUGCAUUUGCUGGAAUGUUUUUUGGAAUGACAUCAAUUUAUUUGUCAUGUUUUAUCUGUUUCUUCACUAUGGUUGAAAUAUUGAACUUAACCUAUAUCCGUCAUUUCAUAUCUAAUCAAUAUAAUUACAUUCCUUUUGGAAUUUGGAUGAUCGGUGCAUUGUGGGCUAUUCUACCACUCUAUGGAUAUGGCAGAUAUACAUUAGAACCUCAUAAAACAUCAUGUCUAUUGGACUGGACUAAUAUGGAUAAAAGCAUGAAAUUGUAUAUGUUUUCACUAAUGAUAUUUGGUUAUGUACUUCCAUUCGGUAUCGGUAUUUGGUCACAAUAUAAACUGACACAGCAUACAGUAUCGGAUGCAAAUAAAAAUAAGAAGAAGAACACUACAAAGAUUGAGAUUCUUAUAAAGUUGAAUAAUUCAAUCUUAUUAUUCAAUAUAGUUGGUUGGUUGUCGUAUGCUCUAUUAGCCAUUAAUUCAUUAAUACCUGGACAAAUAACAUUGAAUCCAUUUACAUAUUGUAUACCACAACUUCUUGCAAAAAUUUCUCAAGCAUUUUUACCUAUAGCUUAUAGUUAUACAGAAAAACAAUUUGGACAAUGGAAUAAAGCAUAUGGAAAUAUAGAAUAGAAAUAUUAUUUAAUUUUUGAACAAAUUUUCUUGUAGUAUCUUUUAUAUUAUACAAUAGUCAGAUGUAAUAGUAAUCGUUAUGUAAUCAA